UAGUCGAUUGAGUUGAAUGGCGUCAAGUAGAUGUAUUUUUUUUUAAUGUUUGGUUGAAACUAGAGUGUGACUUUUUAUUUGUUAGAAAAUAAAAGAAGAAACAUCACAUUUUCGUUUGCGCAGACCUUUAUUUUUAUUUAUAAAACGGCUAUUUUCUUUAUCAUUUUGUUUGCGCUUCGUUAAUUUUAUGUUUGAUUGUGGUGUUUUGUUAUUGUUUAUUCAAAGAAUUGGCGACCGAAAAAAUUGUGCAUUGUGUGUUAGUUGAAAUCGAAAAUUUGCAAUGAUGCAAAUGUGGUGGUUGAUGUGUGCUGAAUAAAUAAAUUGCAAUUAAAAUGCGAUAAUCGAUACGUUAUCGUUUUCAUGUGAACAAUAUCCACACAUGAACAAAACAAAAAAGAAGAAGAAAAUCGUGAAUAUUUGGUGAAAAGAAGAAGGUUAAACACGAAAAAAAAAUAUAUAAAUAUAUUAUUCUAUGAUGUGCACAGUGAAUAUCGAAAAGUGAAUGAAAACCAUUGAAUACACUCACACACAAAAACAUGGCCGGUUUGAUGCCGAAAGUAUUCGAAGAGGCUAGUCUUAGUGGAGAGCUAAGACUUAGCGGCCGAAAACUGAAAGACUUCCCAAAAACAGCAGCCAAAUACAAUUUAAGCGAUACGGUCAUCGCAGAUUUAUCUCGAAAUCGACUAUGUGAAUUGCCCGAAGAUGUCACUGGAUUUCCAUUCCUCGAAACAUUGCUCAUGUACCACAAUUCACUACGAUCCAUUCCAGAAUCAAUUCGUGGAUUAUAUUCACUGUCAUUUUUGGACUUACGGAGGAAUUUGCUAACGUCAUUACCGCGUGAGCUAUGCUUUUUACCAAUCGAAGUGCUUUUGGUCUCAAACAAUCGACUGAUAUCAUUGCCCGAUGAACUUGGACGAAUGACUGAACUCACUGAAUUGGAUGCGGCUUGCAAUCAAAUCACACAUUUGCCGGCACGAAUGAGUGACUUGAAAAAUUUGAAAUCGCUUUCGCUACGCAACAAUCAAUUGGUCUAUUUACCACGAGACAUAACUGGUUUAAAAUUGGUUUCAUUGGACGUCAGCUGCAAUCGAAUAGCAUCACUGCCAGUUGAACUGCGGCAUAUGACAGAUCUGGUGCGUUUAGAGCUGAGUAGCAAUCCACUGACAUCACCCCCAGCGAGUUUGUGCAUUAGAGGUUUGGUCCAUGUAUUUAAGUAUCUCGAUACAAUGGCUUUAAAAGAGGAAAAAACACGAAAUGGUGGUACUUAUGAUGGAAACACAACGUUGCGACGGAAUGCGGCCGCAAAACAUUGCAGUGGACCGUUGUCUGAUUUGCAGAAGAUUCGUCGUCAAAAUGUUGACUCUGGUUACAGUACAAGUGAUGGCUAUGAUAAACGUUGGUCGCAGGAAUUGACCACCACCACUAAUUCAAAUGGCACCACAACAGUUACCGAUAAUGGACAUUCUUCUUCAAAAUGGUCACCAACAAUGGCACAAUCAAUAUUUAACAAUGAUAAACAAUCACCAAAUCCUUCAAAUUAUUCACAAUUCCAAUCACAAACGAGUGGUAAUUCAACGCCAACGCUGACAUCGCCGGUGGGAAGUAACAAUAACACACUCACUUCAAGUCAAAGUAGCGUUAGUGAAUACUCUAAAACAAGCGAUUCAGUAGACAACACAAAUACACCAAAACGAAGCUUAAACGGUAACAACAGCAGUAAUGAUGUAUCUCCCGAAAUCGAUAUGUUGAGUGUUAAAUCUGGAGACAAAUAUACAUCAUUAGGCAAUAUUCAAACAUAUAGGGAAUAUAAAGAAGCGUUGCGACAGCAACGAAAUCAAGAUGCUCAUGCCAUUUAUCGACCAAAGGAACCAGCAAAAGAUCAAACAUUACCAACGACGGUGACAACGCAAGAAUCACCGCCAAAUCAGAAUACAUCAAUCAAAUCAAAUACCUCAACACCGACAUCGACUCACAUUCAAAAUGGCUCAAACAGUACAGCGAGUACAAAUUCAUCAUUAUCACCGCAAUGUGCACACAAUUCAACCAUUAAACAUAUUGGUUCAACUGCAAAUGGUUCAAAUACAUCGAAUGGUUCCACUGAAUCGGUUAAUAGUAAUGUCAGCAAUGGAACGACCGUACCAAUUAUAUUGAAAUCACCGUUACGAGGCGAUAAACCAAUUCAAAAGGUUACACCAUCACGAAAUAGCACACCAAUUAAAUAUCAUCCACAACCACAAGUUACUAGUCCAACGAACGGAAAUGUUUCGAUCGCUAAUAAAUUGAAUUCCACGACAACAACAACCAAAGAAUACAAUGCAUACAUUAAACCGAAUAGUCCGGCCAAACAAAACACAAUAAACUGCUCAAAUGGAUCUCCGGCCACGAAUUUAACCAACACGCCAAAAACUAACGGUAACAUUAAAUCAGGACAAAAAAGCCCAAGAAGUGUGUCCUGGAACCGUGAUUCACCAGCCGAAAAAUUAAGUUUUACAAUGCGUCGCGAAUUUGAUCGACAAAAAGAGGAAAGCGAAUUAAUUGAGCAACUACGGAAGGCGAUUGAAAGUCGUUUGAAAAUGACUUUACCGAAAGACGUGGGAUCCGCGUUGACUGAUGGUGUUGUUUUAUGCCAUUUGGCAAAUCACGUUCGACCCCGAUCGGUCGGGAGCAUUCACGUUCCAUCACCGGCUGUUCCAAAACUAACCAUGGCCCGAUGUCGUCGAAAUGUUGAUAACUUUUUGGAUGCAUGCCGGAAAAUUGGUGUUGAUGAGAAUCUUAUGUGCUGUGCCGCCGACGUCCUAGAGGGAAAAGGUGUUGUCCAAGUAUCAAUUACGGUAACGGAAUUGCUUCGAUUUUACACGCCAAACAGAGUAAAGACACCGGUAAAAAAGUCAAUCAAUUCAUCAGGCAUAUCAAAUGGAACGCCGUCACCAACCAAAGCAAAUACAACAAUCACGGCAAUGUUGACAUCACCAUAAGCACCAUAGGCAGAUAUACAAGAUGAUAUCGUACAUUUUUACUGAUUUAGAAUUUGUAUUAAAUUGUUUAAUUGUAUAAUUUCAAGAGAUUAGAAUGAAGCGAAAAAUUAAUUGAACGUAAUGUCAUAGAUAAAACUAUGUUUUAGUCGAAUCCGAGUUUGAUCCCAAUGGGAUUUGAUUUGUUUUAUUUGCAACCAACAAUAAGUUUGUCAUUUAUGAGAUUUAUUUUAUGUGUUUUUCUUUUAAUUCCGUUCAAAACGUCGAAUAUAAUAAUUUAUUAUUGUAAUAACUCAGUUAAAUUGAAAGGCUCGAUCAACUGUGAGACUUUUCCACUUGAAUGUUGUUUUUGAAUGAAUGUAAACAAAUUUAUAAUCAAAUCAACUUCUGUGUCACGAGUGAAAGUAUGACAGUAUAUUUAGAGAAACAAAUUCGUUCUCAACCAUCUAGUUAAGAAUAUUGUAUUUAAAAUAAAAAAUCACAAAGUUUUUUUUAGCGAAAAGCAACAAAACAAUUGUAAAAUUAUGUCACAAAUUUUUAAUCAAAUUUUUUCACAAACAAAAACAAACACAAUUUGAUAUUUAUUGAAUUUAGGCUAUAAGAAUGCGAAGUAGUUUAUUGGGCCUAAUCCAAUAGGUGUAAUUUGUACAAGAAUGAAAAAGCAUUCGACUUUUCGAGUCAGUGCACAAUCGAUUAUUAUAAAUAUAUCUUUGUUUGUAGAACGACAUCUGUUCAUCGGACUAGACAUUUUAGGUAUAAAAAAUAAUAGAAUAUUAUAUGCAAUGGCACGGCAUGAACAAUGCGCAUAUUUGUCAGCCAAUAUUCAUUGAAACGCAGUACAUUCACUAUUUAUAUAAUCCAAUUUAUAAAUAUAAUAAUCAAUUUGAUGUAAGUGCAUGCGUUAAUCGUCAGUGUUUUUUUGAACAUUUGAAUUAGCCAUCGACAAAAAAACUUCCACACACUUCCAAAUAUUAUAGUUACUCUGAAACCCACUUUGUUGUUAUAUCAUCUCAGCCAUCAAGUUCACCGCUCAAUGUUUGAAUGCAUUCAAAAAGCACAUUUGUGGUAGAUAUUUUCAUUUUUUAUCGCACCAAUAACAUAUCCAAUUAACGCUAAAUUGAAUGUAUUAAUAUGAUAAGUGACGCACGCUAGUAAGGUUAAAUAACAACAAAGUGGUUAUCAGUGCAAAAUCUAUUUGAAAUUUCUCAUGCAAUUAGAAUUGCCAAAAACGAAAGCAGAUCUUUUUUAGUUCAACAUAAUUGGCGUUAUUGAAGACUGAUCGAUUUCUCUUCAUUUUGAAUGAUUUUGCUUCAAAAAUGAUUAAAAAUAGAUAAUAAAUCAAAUAAUAAAUCACAAUGGUUGUCAAUGAUCUAUGCUCAGUCACAUAUACAAACAUUUUAAAAAAUCGGAUUAACAGAAAGAAAGCAACUCAAAGUAAACCCAUAAAAUUUCUUCUUAUUGUAGACCUAUAACAAAGAAAUUAUUCGAAAAAUCCAACGAAAUACACUGUAUUUUAGCCACAUUUUGUGGAAUAUAAACAAAUUACAGUCACAAGAAAUAAUAAAAGCAAAUUAUUGUAAAAACA
This is a messenger RNA of Contarinia nasturtii (swede midge), 4557 nucleotides long. It is a transcript of the gene Lrch, whose product is annotated as leucine-rich repeat and calponin homology domain-containing protein. The record is from RefSeq and is a predicted model, not a curated record. Lineage: Eukaryota; Metazoa; Arthropoda; Insecta; Diptera; Cecidomyiidae. The transcript has 10 exons. Gene Ontology annotation, molecular function: protein binding. The coding region runs from base 537 to 2975 and encodes 812 amino acids.